Ziziphus jujuba (common jujube) is the source of this 1765-nucleotide messenger RNA. Its product is annotated as F-box protein At5g07610. The transcript has a single exon. Bases 210 to 1397 code for a protein of 395 amino acids. Lineage: Eukaryota; Viridiplantae; Streptophyta; Magnoliopsida; Rosales; Rhamnaceae. Gene Ontology annotation, molecular function: protein binding. The record is from RefSeq and is a predicted model, not a curated record.
UCUAAGCAAGUGUUUAGCUUCCAUGACAAAGAGCCUUUGGUCAAGGGCCCAAGCUUGCUUCACAAUCCAACCAACAUAGCAUUAGCUUACUCGACAAUUCUGUGCCCAUUAUAUUCCCUUUCUUCACACCCUCAAGCCAACAAUCAAAAUCAAAGUCAAAGUCAAACUGCCACAUAGACCUCAAAAAAAAAAAAAAAAAGUUUUUGUUCAUGGCCUCAAACCUAAAAUCAAAAUCCUCCCUAACCCCCAUUGCUAAUCCCACCAGUUGUUAUCAAACACCUUCACUCUCUGCCCAAGUAGUAGCCAACAAUGAUGAUCUCCUAACUCAAAUCCUUGUUCGCUUGCCCAUCAACUCUCUCCUCACCGUCAAAUCUGUAUCCAAACACUGGCUUUCCCUCAUCUCCGAUCCCCAAUUCUGUCGCCACCUCUGCCGCAGCAGCCCUCUUUGCAAUCCCAGCUGCGGCCUUUUACUCCUCAAUCCCAGGUUAAGCAAUCCCGAUCCAGUAUAUGAGUUGGUCAAUGUCAACCAAACCUCCAGUAAUCUCUCUGGUCCAGUCCAGUCCCGCAUCCCAAACAAUCCUUUAUUACGUCUCUCUUUCGCAACUGAUCCCAUGGGUGGUAUCAAAAUCUUGCAGUCUUGCAAUGGAUUGUUUUUGUGCUCUACUUCCCCCAGACCCCAAAAACUGAAGAAGUACUAUGCUUACCAUACUACCAUUAAGGAGGAAUCAAAGAAAAUGUACUAUGUUUACAAUCCUACCACCAAGCACUACACCAUCCUUCCUGAGCUGCCUGUUCGCAGUGGAGCUCCUAGGACUGUUUUGGGCUUGACUUUAGCUUUUGAUCCUUCCAAAUCACCUCAUUAUAAAGUUGUUUGUGUUCGUUGCCGUGAAAGGAUCCAUAUCCAUAGACAAUUGGACAUUGAGAUUUAUUCAUCUGAGAUGAGAUCUUGGCGGCUCAGCAGUAGUAGCCCUUUCUUCACAUCCGUGCCGACUUAUAAUCUCCAACUCAAUGGUGGUGUUUAUUGGAAUGGCGCAGUUCACUGGAUUAAUAGUUGGGGAAGCACAGGUGCUCUAUGUUUCCAUAUGGAUGAGGAGCGUUUGAGCGAAAUGCCAUUGCCUCCACUUCCAGAGGACUGGCAGGAUUGGAAUGAAAAAGACUUGGGAUAUUUUGGAGUAUCUGGGGACCAUUUGCAUCUUGUUGGGAUUUACGAUUCUCCUUCAACACAUAUCAAUGUGUAUGAGAUGGAGAGGGAUUAUUCAGGCUGGUCUGUUCGGUUCCGAGUCGAUCUUGCUCAGGUUCUGGCUGCAUUUUCAGAUGCAGGGAGGUUUACACUCCCAGUACAGGACUUAUCCACAGUUCUUGUUCACUAUAAUGUGUGUGGUUCGUUGUCAAGGUGAUGAAGAAUCAUAUAUGGUGAUGCACUUUCCAGAUAAAAUUGUAAAGUAUUAUUUGAAGUCUAAUAGUUUCAUGAAGCUUUGUGAUAUUGAUGAUGGUGGUACAGAUGAUUUACCGUAUAGGGGUUGGACUAAUACAUAUCAAUUCAUUGAGAGUCUUGCUUGUGUAUGAAAAAUUUGAAGAAACUGUUUUUAAAAUGAGUAAACAAAUGAGAAAAUUAUAUCGAUGGUUACCGUGAGUUGUUAUUAUUUAUAGUGGAUAAAUUCAGGAUUCAGCUAAGUCAACGUUACAAUAAAAUUGAAUCACAAAGGGAUGAUGAAGUGUAAAGUUGAUGUUCAGCAAUUUGUUUUCGGUGAAAAGUUGUUUUUUA